CCCCAAGCUCCCUAUCUUUCUUUUUUCACGGUUUUGCAAUUUGCAUUCGAGGAAUUUGCAUAGCCAUUUUGUCAAAAUUCCUGUUAGAAUUUAACACUUUAAACUUAUUUAAUGGUGACUUAUAGCAGCAUUAAGCCAAAUAAAAAAAAUGGAAAAGGAGAAAAAGUAUAACUUCUGUAUUUUUAAGUCAUAAAACUUGAGUAGUUGUGUGAAGAGAUAACUACGGUGCUGUGUUUACGUUGGAGGAAGGACUAUUCAAUUAAUAUGUCUAUGAAUCGACCCUCACCUGCCGCCUCAGUUAGCAGAAAAAUGAUUCGACAAAACUCGACCGCUUCUCAAGCUGUGGCAAGUGGAAACGUGGACCUAACUAGUAUUUUUGAAUGUCCUGUUUGUUUUGAUUACGUUUUACCACCAAUUCUACAAUGCUCUAGUGGCCAUCUUGUAUGUUCCAACUGCCGACCCAAACUACAAUGUUGCCCAACAUGUCGUGGUCCACUUGGCAGCAUUCGCAAUUUGGCUAUGGAGAAGGUAGCUAGUACCAUAAUGUUUCCAUGUCGAUACAAUUCUGCUGGAUGUAGUGCCACCUUACCUUUCUCAGAAAAAGCAGAGCAUGAGGAAUCAUGUGAGUUUCGACCAUACACUUGUCCCUGUCCAGGUGCAUCAUGUAAAUGGCAAGGAGCUUUGGAUGCUGUUAUGCCACAUUUGAUGCAUACACACAAGUCAAUUACAACCCUUCAAGGUGAAGAUAUUGUAUUUCUAGCCACUGAUAUAAACUUACCUGGUGCUGUAGAUUGGGUUAUGAUGCAAUCUUGUUUUGGACAUCACUUCAUGCUUGUUCUAGAGAAACAGGAGAAGUAUGAAGGACAUCAACAAUUUUUUGCUAUAGUACAACUUAUUGGUACCAGAAAACAAUCAGAAAACUUUGUUUAUCGAUUGGAGCUCAAUGGUAACCGUCGUCGUUUGGCUUGGGCAACACCUCGUAGCAUUCAUGAGGGUAUAUCAUCAGCAAUAGCCAAUAGUGAUUGCUUGAUAUUUGAUACAAGUAUGGCACAGCUUUUUGCUGAAAAUGGCAAUUUGGGAAUAAAUGUUACCAUCUCAAUGUGCUAGGUUAAUCAAUUUAACUGUCAAAAGUAUUUGAACUCGGCAAAUUUGUGAUCAAGACAUCAUAGGGUAAUGUUAGAUUAUCAGAUGGCUAUUGUAAUACAUGUACGACAUGUUGAAAAGUACUUUGAUAUGUAACUAUUUACACCAAUGCUCUUAAAGAGUCAGAAUGUGCCUCAAUAUGUAAUGUACAACAACUGCAAUGAAAUGCUUGGGUUCACAUCCAAAAUUGGAAUGUACAAUCUGUGCAAAAGCAACUCCUCAAAAGUUUCCAUUUAAAUUGACUGAAGAGACUUAACGUUUCAAAUGAGUUGUAAUUGUGAGUAAAAAUGAAAAAAAAUAAAAUUUUAUUGAAGUAUUAA
Xenia sp. Carnegie-2017 is the source of this 1463-nucleotide messenger RNA. RefSeq names its product E3 ubiquitin-protein ligase SIAH1A-like. Gene Ontology annotation, cellular component: cytoplasm. Gene Ontology annotation, biological process: multicellular organism development; proteasome-mediated ubiquitin-dependent protein catabolic process. Lineage: Eukaryota; Metazoa; Cnidaria; Anthozoa; Malacalcyonacea; Xeniidae. The record is from RefSeq and is a predicted model, not a curated record. Gene Ontology annotation, molecular function: zinc ion binding; ubiquitin protein ligase activity; ubiquitin conjugating enzyme binding.